This is a messenger RNA of Lagopus muta (rock ptarmigan), 3065 nucleotides long. It is a transcript of the gene TEX9, whose product is annotated as testis expressed 9. NCBI's taxonomy places the organism in Eukaryota, Metazoa, Chordata, Aves, Galliformes, Phasianidae. The transcript is spliced from 9 exons. The record is from RefSeq and is a predicted model, not a curated record. Bases 2106 to 3035 code for a protein of 309 amino acids.
AAUUGCUAUGCAUAUUUCAUGGGGAAUCUCUGGUAAUCAUCUGUACUCCCUGACUUGUCCUAGUCAUGCUUUGCAGCAUAGACCACUGAAUUAGUGGUGUCUAAAUAUUAUCCUAUUGUUUUAAAUAACUGAUACUAAACCAGUGUUCCUUGUUUUCGUACAAGUCUUAAUUUUGCUGAAAUAGUCUAUCUAGGAGACUAAGUAGUUCAAGUAUCUGUAAAAAUGCAAGUAACCAGUUUUGCUUAUAAAGAAAUAGUUUUUAUCUUCAUUCUAAUUUUACUUGGCUUAAGUGCUGUGGAACAGGAAAUGCACUAUUUAAAGAAAUAGCAACAAAAAACCCACAACAACAAAGAAACCCAAGAUAGACAAACAUUCAGCUGCCACCAUCUGGAAUUUUGAUAUCAUUACACUUUACAUACUUCUAAUCUGUAAGAAUUUAUGCCUAAAUGUGGGUUUUGGCCUCUAUGUUCAAAUCUGUUAGCUGUAGAGUGGUACCUGGCAGUAUUUACUCAGUUGUUCAAAGGUUUGUAUAUUGGUAGCACUGAAAGUGGCUAAGUUGGAGAUAUGCUAAUAUACAGUUUAAUGGGGAUCUGAUCUACUAUAUUACCAAAUUUGUGUGAAAAAGUCUGUGAUGGAAGCCUGCACACCAGUAAAAACCUUUGCUACUACAGUAACAAUUAUUUCUGAGCUAUUUUGAGGCUGUUUCUGAAGUUGUGAAGGUCAGGAAAAAAAAAAAACAAAUAAAAAAUGCACCAUCUCUUACUGGUAUAGCCUUGCAUUGUAAACAUAUUCUAGUGCAUAGAUCCUCUUUAGUAUUAUAUUCUGCUGGCUGAACUUUGAAUACUUGACAGAAGAUUUCUAUGAAUUUCAAAACAAAGUUGAACUAUAGAGUAACUUUACAAAUUAAUGUGAUCAGAGGAAUGAGCCCUAUAAAGAGUUAGCAGCUAUGGUGGUAUACAUUUGAAAUAAAUGGAAGUGCUGGAAUCAUUAUGAAAAUGUUGGUAAGUAGUGCAUCAGAGCAGCAGCUAAUCUACCAAUUAUCUACAUAAAUUAAAAGAUCUCAAAACAAGCACUGUGUUCUGGUAAACAGGGAUAGAAGAGAAUUGAAAUCCCAUGCUGGAGUGAAAAAAAAAUACAAGCGUAUGUUAGAAAUCAGGCACACUGAUUAUCCAUGAGUGAACAUUGAGGCCAUUCAAUUAGAUUAGUUCCAAGUAUUUGAUAUUUAUUUUUCCUGCAAAAUUAUGCAAGCAAAUAUGCCAUAAAUCCACAAGAAGCAUCUAAAAUCUUUUUGAAGCAAGUUUCAUUAUUUCCUGUAUGGAAAAUGAACACUAGAGACACUGGAAUGAAGGGAAAACAUUGAGAUUAAGUAAGAGACAGGAUGAGAAAAAAGACAAGUGGCAAAAAUUAAUAAGAAAAAUAUUCAAGUCAUUCUCUAGGGAUGUAUUUUAAAAUAAGUAAUGGAGGAGAUUUUAUAGCUCAAUUUUUGCAGAGAAAUGUGAAUUCCCCAGAGACAAAGCAGCUCCACUGACACUGCAUUGAAAUCAGCUUUUGUUUACACUUUUGCUCUUCAGAGCAUCACCAGGCUCACGGAGAUGGGAUCUGUGUGCGCAUGGGCAGGCGGGGGGGGGGGCAGGCUUUGAAUAGGAUUAGCAAAACACAAAGGGUUUGCUCAUGCACAUGCACCUCGUAUGUACUGCUGAGAUGGAAAUGCUAAACAUGAGCUUCUGUUUCAGUGUCACUGCAACUGUCCAGCUGCCUAUUUUAUACCUUUUCACGUUUUACAUAUUCAUUUCACUUACUGAGCAACUACAGAGCUGUAUUGCAAGGCUUUAAAAGAGUGUUGUGGGAAAGAAGGGGAAAAAACUCUAAUAAGGAUAAACAAAUUUAAGAAAUUUGGUGACGAUGAGGUUUUUAUUUGUUUUGUGAGGAAGGCUGGGCACAAGGGACUCAGUAGGAACAGAUCAGUCUAUUGAUCAAAAGAAUGCUUUGUUUUUUUGAGCAUCAAAUGUUGUAUUUUCUUAUUUUUCAGAAAAUGUAGCUGUUAUUUCUGUGGCAACAACUCCUCACUUUCUACGUCCUCUAAAACUAGCCAAUAGGAAGGGAGCAUGAGGAAAAUAGGAGAUCCACUCUUUCUUAAAGUUUCGUCUCUUACGCACUCUCACACCAAGCCAUCAAACAAAAAGAAAUGUGCUUCUGCAUCCAUGGUUCAGAAUAGAACGUAUUGUGGAAAUAAAGGGAAAAGAAUAACGUCAAGUUCAGAAAUCAAUCUGGAAACACAAAACGCUGAUGAUGUUGCAGUGUUGGAGGAUUGCACUGGUUUUUCUUUAGCAAAAACAGUGAGUGAAAUUGAAGGAAAAGUAGAGAAAGGAGGCUUGCCAGAUUGUCUGGAUGAUGAUAUUAUUCCAAACACUGCAAGUGAAGUUGGAGCAGAAACACAAAUCAGGUUUCUUAAGGCAAAGUUACGUGUUGUGCAGGAAGAGCUGGAUAGCAUCGUGUGCGAAUGCAGGAGAAAGGAUGAUGAAAAUCAGAAUUUAAAAUCUCAGCUUAAAGAUACUGAAGAAGAAAGGACGAGACUGCAACGAAAGAUCAGCGUGCAGCAGUCUCAGACUGAGAAAUACAAGAUGUUAUCACAAGAAGCAAGCAAAAAGUGUGAAGGAUUACAGCAAGAGGUUGUUGCGCUAGGAAAGGAAUUAGAGAAUUUAAAGCGUGUACAAAAACAAGCUGCAAGCAGACAGAGCGCAACAGAGGUUCGCUUAAAUAGGGCCCUGGAAGAAGCAGAAAAGUAUAAAGCAGAGCUGAAUAAACUGAAGCAAAGUAACAAGGAUGUAGCUAGCCGAGAACUCAAAACAAUUGAAGAAUUAAAGGCAGAAAACAAGAAACUGCAGAAACAAAAAGGAGAACUAAUAACAGGUUUCAAAAAGCAGCUGAAGUUAAUUGAUAUUUUAAAGAGACAAAAGAUGCACAUUGAAGCUGCUAGGAUGCUUUCUUUUACUGAAGAGGAAUUCAUGAAAGCUCUUGAGUGGGGAAAUGAUUGAUUCAAACUUGUUUGAAAUACAAAACAGACG